Messenger RNA from Alosa sapidissima (American shad), 1025 nucleotides. RefSeq lists its product as uncharacterized. Gene Ontology annotation, cellular component: transcription regulator complex; nucleus. The transcript has 2 exons. Gene Ontology annotation, molecular function: DNA binding. NCBI's taxonomy places the organism in Eukaryota, Metazoa, Chordata, Actinopteri, Clupeiformes, Clupeidae. The record is from RefSeq and is a predicted model, not a curated record. Bases 89 to 709 code for a protein of 206 amino acids. Gene Ontology annotation, biological process: regulation of transcription by RNA polymerase II.
GCCAAUACGCACGCGCGACGACUUGUGUUUGUGAACCCAGCCAGCUAGCUGGCAAGCCUGGCUACAUUCUCUCCUUUCGUUUGCCAAAAUGACAUUGGAAGAAAGACUAAUUUCUGCUGUUUCGGAUUAUCCAGAGUUAUACAACUCAACUUUAAAUUCUUACAAGGAUACCGACAGAAAAGCAAAAGCAUGGAGGGCUGUAAGUUUGCAAGUUGAAAUGCCAGAGGAAGACUGCCGAAGAAAAUGGAAGAGCUUGAGAGACAUGUUCAUCAAAGAUAAACGCUCUGAACAGCGGCGACGAGCUUCAGGGGGCACACAUCGGAGCUGGAAGUACAGCUGGCAAAUGGCCUUCCUGACCCCCUUCAUACAGUCGAAGACCUCACAAGCCAAUGCGGCCAUAGACGAUCCGGACGAUGAGCGCGACGAUGAAGAUAGGGAGGACGAGAGACCGGCAGAUAGCAAUUCAUCUUUUGUUAUACACGAAAUCGAAGGAGAACACAGUGGACUGGACGCGUCCUCUCACUUCCCCGCUUCUGGUUCCCACAAGUCCAGCAGGAAAAGGAAAUGGCAGGUAGACGGGACAGAUGAGUUGGAAGAUGAGAUGUUUCUCUUCAGCUUGCUCCCUUACCUUAGACGGCUACCUUACGCCAAGAAGAGUGCUGUAAAACUGAAAAUACACCAAAUACUAUAUGAAGCAGAGUUUCAGUAGAAUUUAGCUUAUCUUUAAUUUACAAAGUUUUUUAUACUAAGAGAAAAUGGUUGUUCCCUCUGUAUCAGUCUGUCAGAAAGUUUAACACGACAACAAUUGCACAACAGAUGUGUUGUGACAUUUUCUCCGAAUAAAUCCAGCCAACACAUCUGACUAAUUUAGUUCUUGGGUGGUUUUGUUUUACAAUAAGUAGAUCUCGGCACCAAAUUAAUUAUGUUCAUAUUUCAUGACAAUUUUACUUCCAUCUUGUUUUGGAGACCUCUAUGGUAACAUGUAGGUCAUGAAGUUAGUUUUAAAAUAAAUGGUAAGUUUGUCA